Molecule: messenger RNA, 855 nt
Organism: Colletotrichum chrysophilum
Lineage: Eukaryota; Fungi; Ascomycota; Sordariomycetes; Glomerellales; Glomerellaceae
Exons: 2
Coding region: 1-855 (284 amino acids)
Molecular function (GO): flavin adenine dinucleotide binding
Source: RefSeq, a predicted model, not a curated record
AUGACCCUGAUAACACGUUUACAGGUCGUUCUUGCCAAUGGCACGGUGAUAACUGCGACCUCUACCAAUCACCAUGACCUCUGGCGGUCUCUCAAGGGUGGCUUGCACAAUCUGGGUCUCGUCACGCGAUUCGACAUGCGAACAUUCCCUUCCCAAGACGCCUACGGUGGUAUCACGGCGUUUUCAUACGACCAGGCUGAAGCCGUGCUAGAGAAGCUCGAUGCAAUGAUUCGAAGGAACCCAGAGAACCCAGCAGAGAACGGCUUCGUGUCCUUGUCUUGGAACCCUGCCACGGGUCCCUCUGCGGCAUUCGUCCUCGCCAACGUGGAUGGUGUAGAAAAAUCGACAUCAUUUGUGGGACUCGAAGAGUUGAACCCCGUCGUUGACGCGCGCUCUCAUGCUCCAAUCUCGAGUCUCGUGAAACAGAUCGAGGGAGGGUUGGGGCUCUACAACGUGUGGCUCACCCUCUCAUUUCACUCCUCCAUGAGCAUGGUCCGCAAGGUAAUUGAAGUGUUCGACAGCCUCGUUGCAGAGUUCGAGAACACUCUCGGCAACGACGACCGGAUUAUCUUCGUUUUGACACCUCUGCCGACGAACUACGCGGGACACGGCGAGAAUGUUCUCGGUAUCAACGAUGCGGGUUACGAACCGAGUAUGGUGCUUCAGGCUGAAGCUCUACUAACCACGCCGGAGCAUAAGGAGUUUUUGACAGAAGCUCUUCAGCGAGCAGUCGAAAGCACCAUAUUCCUGUGGUCUGCUACCACGCACCAGCGUACGAGGUGGAAAUACCUCAACUACGCUAAUCCCCUUCAAGAUGUGUGGUGGACUAUUGGAGAGGAUAGCGCAGGCAUAUGA